Messenger RNA from Pan troglodytes (chimpanzee), 936 nucleotides. It is a transcript of the gene LGALS1, whose product is annotated as galectin 1. Lineage: Eukaryota; Metazoa; Chordata; Mammalia; Primates; Hominidae. Gene Ontology annotation, molecular function: laminin binding; lactose binding. Bases 476 to 883 code for a protein of 135 amino acids. The record is from RefSeq and is a predicted model, not a curated record. The transcript has 4 exons.
CCCUGAAGGACCCUGCACCUCCUCAGCCAUCUUCUCUGGGCACCCCCUGAGCCCAGCCUGCUGGCCACAGGCCCCUUCCCGCCAACUUGUGGGCCUAGCUCAUCAUCAAACUAUUUUCCACUGGCUUCCCCCAAUCUCUGCCACAGCACAAUUUUGGUGGGGAGGUGGAGAGGGAUGAAGGAGAAUAGGAGGUGGAGCUUGGACUCUGGCCGGGGGCGGGGGGGUGAGGGGGGGCAGCAGCUCGCCACUCUGAUUGGUCACCUCUGCUCCAAAACUGGCUUCAAAAUUCCACGGACUCCGCCCCCAGUGGCCCCCAGCCCUAUCCUGACUUGCAAUUGGCUGAACUUUCAGGGGGCGGGGCUCACCCGGUCCGGUCCAGUUAAAAGGGUGGGAGCGUCCGGGGGCCCAUCUCUCUCGGGUGGAGUCUUCUGACAGCUGGUGCGCCUGCCCCGGGAACAUCCUCCUGGAUUCAAUCAUGGCUUGUGGUCUGGUCGCCAGCAACCUGAAUCUCAAACCUGGAGAGUGCCUUCGAGUGCGAGGCGAGGUGGCCCCUGACGCUAAGAGCUUCGUGCUGAACCUGGGCAAAGACAGCAACAACCUGUGCCUGCACUUCAACCCUCGCUUCAACGCCCACGGCGACGCCAACACCAUCGUGUGCAACAGCAAGGACGGCGGGGCCUGGGGGACCGAGCAGCGGGAGGCUGUCUUUCCCUUCCAGCCUGGAAGUGUUGCAGAGGUGUGCAUCACCUUCGACCAGGCCAACCUGACCGUCAAGCUGCCAGAUGGAUACGAAUUCAAGUUCCCCAACCGCCUCAACCUGGAGGCCAUCAACUACAUGGCAGCUGACGGUGACUUCAAGAUCAAGUGUGUGGCCUUUGACUGAAAUCAGCCAGCCCAUGGCCCCCAAUAAAGGCAGCUGCCUCUGCUCCCUCUGAA